CUUCUUCCCCACGCCGUUACCUCCUCCGUUUCAGCAGCUCAGCGGCGCCAUCGCCGUCGGCAAUUCUCUUAUAUAUAACGGAUAUAUUCGAGUCGCUGAGGCUGCGCGGGAGAGAAAGAAGGUUUACUGCGGGUGCCAUGGCGGCCGAGGAUAUGGAGAAUGGUGAGUUUUACUUGAGAUAUUAUGUAGGGCACAAAGGAAAAUUUGGGCACGAGUUCUUGGAGUUCGAAUUCCGACCUGAUGGCAAGCUUCGCUACGCUAACAACUCCAAUUACAAGAACGAUACGAUGAUUCGCAAGGAAGUCUACCUCACUCCUGCUGUUCUCCGGGAAUGCCGUCGAAUAAUCUCCGAUAGCGAGAUUAUGAAGGAAGAUGACAAUAAUUGGCCAGAACCCGAUCGGGUUGGACGACAGGAGCUGGAGAUUGUGAUGGGAAACGAGCAUAUCUCCUUUACUACAUCUAAGAUUGGAUCUCUUGUUGAUGUGCAAAGCAGCAAGGAUCCUGAAGGAUUGCGGAUAUUCUAUUAUCUUGUUCAGGAUCUGAAAUGCUUUGUAUUUUCUCUCAUUUCACUCCACUACAAGAUCAAGCCAAUUUAAAGACGGCCCAAAAUUCCUAGUGUGCAAUCUGAGGAACAUGUACUUCUCCUAACUGUGAAAUCUUUUUUUGGGCAUUUUUUGAACUGCAAAAUUCGGGAUUCAGAAUCGUUAUUGUUUUUAGAGUUCUCUCUUCUGGAUUUCAUGUACAUGCAGACGAUGGGCGUUGUAUGACCUUUAUUUUAAUUAGAAUAUCUCCUGGAUAGAUAGAAUGCCGGCUGAUGGCAUGUGCAUGCUUUCUUUUUUCAGC
This is a messenger RNA of Cucurbita pepo subsp. pepo (vegetable marrow), 843 nucleotides long. Its product is annotated as protein mago nashi homolog. Gene Ontology annotation, biological process: RNA splicing. The record is from RefSeq and is a predicted model, not a curated record. NCBI's taxonomy places the organism in Eukaryota, Viridiplantae, Streptophyta, Magnoliopsida, Cucurbitales, Cucurbitaceae. Gene Ontology annotation, cellular component: exon-exon junction complex; nucleus.